Linum trigynum is the source of this 3050-nucleotide messenger RNA. Lineage: Eukaryota; Viridiplantae; Streptophyta; Magnoliopsida; Malpighiales; Linaceae. The record is from the annotation of a GenBank genome assembly.
UUCGCUUUAACUGACCGGUUAUCAAAACCAUAGCCCGCCAAACUUUCCUUUUUGCUAUUGCUCUUCUCUCCAAAGUCCAAAGCCUCGCACCUUUAAUUUCUUCCCUCUCCCGCUCUCCGGUCUCCAGGGUUAAUCAGAAUCAGACCACCAAACCCUAUUAAACCCUCUCCGUCGCCGCCAUCAGCGCCAGCAUUUACGGCGAGUCGGCGACCAUGAGUCUAGUAGCAGGUUCCAACGAAAGAUUCAUCUGGGGCUUCAAACUCAAACCCGUAACCACCGAACAAUCCCUAACCUUAGCUCCCCUCUUCUCCUACCCAUCCCACCAAUCCGCAAUCCUCUCCGCUGCCGCCGCCGGUCCAAUCGCCGCAUCUGGAUCCUCCGACGACACAAUCCACCUCUAUGACUUACCCUCCGCAGCUUCCCUCGGCUCGCUCUACCAGCACACGGCCUCAGUCACCGCCCUCUCCUUCUUCACCCCACCUUCACUUUCCUUCCCCCGAAACCUAAUCUCCGCCGACGCCGACGGCUACGUUUGCAUUUUCGACGCCGACCCUUUCGUCCACCUCAAGACCGUGCGGGUGCACAAGAAGCGGAUCAAUGACCUGGCCGUCCACCCUUCCGGUAAAUUGGCGCUUUCUGUUGGGAGGGAUGACUGCUUGGCGAUGUUGAAUUUGGUGAGGGGUAGGAGAAGCUUCUACUGCAGGCUUGGCAAGGAAGCUAGCUUGGUGAGGUAUGGCUUGGAUGCUGAAAAGUUUUUCAUGGCAACGGAGGAGAAAGUUGGGGUUCAUGAAACUGAAGAUGCCAAGCUUGUGACUGAGCUUCAAUGCCCCAACAGGGUUCUUUGCGCCGCCCCUGGAGAGAAUGGGCUUCUAUUCACUGGUGGUGAGGACAAGAAUAUUACAGCAUGGGAUACUAAAACUGGGAAGGUUGCUUACUGCAUUGAAGAUGCUCACAAAUCGCGUGUGAAAGGUAUCGUAGUUCUCACCAAGAACAAUGGUGGCGUCGAUGACCCCUACCUAUUAGCGUCAGCGUCCUCAGAUGGUGUUGUGCGUGUGUGGGAUGUUCGUAACUCCAUGAAGGAAGAAAAGGCAAAUCCACUAGCUGAGGCAAGCACAAACGCGAGGCUUACAUGUCUUGCUGGGUCAUCAAUCAAAUCUUUCAAACGAACGCGAGCAACAUCCCAAGAGGACCAAACUGCUGCGCUGAAGAAUCCCAAGAGAAAAUCCGACUCAACAUCUGGUGAGGAAUCGUAAGCUAUCUCCAUGGCCAUUGAAGUUGGUGAACGUAAGGGUGAUGCAACGAUAGCGUAAGCAGAAAACGGGAAAUUGGUCCAAAAAUGACAUAAUGGAAACAAGGAAGAAAAGACAGCCCAUAUGAUUAUGAAUGAAUGAAGUGGUUGCCUGCCUCUCUGCCUGCUGUGCUGCCAGAAACGAAUUGCCAUCAUUUCAGUUUCGUCCUCAACUUUUAUUUUUUUCAUUUUAUGUUGUUUGCUAGAACUGAGGAAAGCGAUGGGUAAUCAUUUUCCAUCACUUUCGCCUUUUCUUUGCUCUUGGCCUUGUGCCCAGGUCGUGGUCCAUUAGGAGAAAACCCCCCAAAAAUAGAGUGAAGAUUUUGUGUAUAAAAGCCUUUAUUUUAUUUUAUUACAUUUUCAAUACUUGGACUAAUAUUGGAAGCCACAAACAUAUAACCCCAGAAGUAGGGGCAGACCCAAAAUUCUUGAUGAAGUGUGUCGGCCGAUAAAAAUAAUAAUUUUAAAUUACGCAAUUUCAUUUCUUUUUCACUGCUAUACACAAAGGUUUUUCAUAUUCCGAAAUGUUUGUAAAAUAUAUUUAUUGCUUAUUUUGUGACUCAGUUUUUAAUGUAUAUAAUUAAAUAAUUAUUCAUAAAUUGUUCGCUCGUUAGAUUCCUAAGAUUGUUCUUAAUUUACUUUAUUGCUAAAAUAGUCCAUUCACACAGCAGCUUGUAGUUGCAAUAGGUAAAGUCAGUACAAAUAACUAAAUGAAUGCAGGUAAAAGCGCCAUUGCUCGUGCAUGCAUGCACUUCCCAUUCUCAAGAAGAAAGCAUUACUUAAUUAGUUACUUCAUUAAUUAUAUUAUGUAUAUAUAUAAUAAAAUGCAUCAAGAGCUAGCUAGCCAGCAGUGGUCACAGCCAUGGACGACUGACUGCUCGGGAUCUCAUCAUCAUUAUCGUUAUUCCCAUGGAGCUAGCUAAGCCAACAAUGAAUUAAUCAGUACAACUAACUAAUUAAAUCAUCAUCUUUGAUAUGCUAAAUUACCAUACAUAUACGUACAUAUAGUAGGUAGGCUUAUUAAUUAUAUCUUGCUUAGACAGACACUGCAGAUUAAUUAGAAUGAGGUUUAAUUUGGACACCAAUCAUCAGAAUGGGCCUCCUCCGAUGGCCGGAGCCCAAUAAUCUGCUCCGACGACCUCGCUUCCUCCGACGAGUUGCGUGCAUGUCACCGGAACCAAACAUAGCCCUCUGCUCCUCAAGUCUCUUGGCUUCACUUCCUGCUUCAUUCAUGAUGUUGUAAUAAUUUAAUUUAGCUUAAAUUCAACAAAAGUAAGAUGGCAAUGGUAGCAGCAAAAGAGCUGUAAGUCAAUUGAAGGAGAAGAAAGGUUCAAUGCAUAUCCACAAAGUGUUACGUACGUGAAGAAAAGGAGGAGGUAAAAAGAGAGGUUUGAGAGGGGCUCUGUCCUCCCUAAUUUGCUAGCUUUUUGUAGUUUCGCUUUCGAGCUUUAAUUUUCUUUUUUUUAGCUAUAUAUUAGCUAGGUAGGUGAUCAUUGACACAUUUAACAAAACUAGCUGGACUGUUUUUUUUUUCCAGUUAAAAGUAAGGGUUAAUACUUUAAAAUGGGUCGAACUUUAUGCUAAAAGAAUAAUCUGGUCUGAUUUUUUUUUUUAAAUAUUAAUCAUCACAAUUUUACACGAUUUAGAUUACUUUAGCCGGGUUCUUGAAUUUCCUUCAAGUUAGAUGAUCAACAUAUUUGGUCUUUAGCGCUAAUAUGGAUGCCAUGUAGACAAUAGAAACUAAUAAAAAUUUUAAUAAUUU